ACUCGUCCAAUCACUUUGGUAGAGUCGUGUAUGCGUAUGCACAUGGAUGCGAGAACAUCACAGCGAGCCCCCAUCACACUUUUACAGGUGAAUUAUUAUUGGUAAAGCGGUCGGCGCGUGUGCUUCGUUACGGAGAGGAGAGAAUGACUUAUUUUAUUUCUUGAAAACAUCUCGGAUUUACUCUUUCCAAUAUGGAUAAUUUACGGAAUUGUAUUAUAUUUAUUGUUUUGUGUGCAUGGACUUCAUAUGCAAAAGAAGUUAAAUUAUACGACAGUAAUGCCUUUUCAGGCUUAUAUUGGACUGUAUAUCCACCCCAAGAUCCCGAUUCUCAAACAUAUGUGGGGUGGACGGAGUCUGGAGCAAGUUAUGAAAGGAUUUUCCAGACGUGUCAUGUGAGUGAUCCCAGAGACAACUGGCUUCGGAUGCCUUAUAUCGAGAGGCAGGGAGCAAAUAGAAUUCAUGUAGAAGUCAAGUUCACAAUGUACUCAUGUACUGGCAUCGUAGAUGCGCAACUUUGUAAAGAAACCUUUGAUGUGUAUUUUUAUCAGUCGGACACGGACGAAGCGACGGAAACGUCUCCGGACUGGACUGCUCCGCCGUAUCAGAAGGUCGCAAGGAUAGCGGCCGAGGGCCGAUUCUCGGAUCCCGACACGCUCGAUGAGGAGGUCGUCAACGUGCGGAUCGAGAACUUCGGGCCCGUCACGGCCAACGGAUUCUACAUCGCGUUCCGCGACCAAGGGGCGUGCAUGGCCCUGCUCCAAGUGCGUAUAUUUUACCAGGUUUGCCCGCAGGUGGUUCGGGACUUUGCGAUUUUUAACCAGACCAACGAGGGCCCCGAAACGCACACGCUUGUGACGGUGCCGGGGACUUGCGUGAAGAAUGCUCAGCCGGUACCGCCGGGCAGCACGCCUCAGUAUAUUUGCCAGAAUGAAGGGAUUUGGUCCCUGAACCAAGGAGGAUGCGGAUGCUCGCCUGGAUACGAGGCAAGCGCAGACAGGACUAGAUGUGAAGGUAAGUCCCAUGAAUUCAUUUGCCAUACAUCCAUUUCAUGGAAUAAUUGCAGCUCUUUAUUUUCCGUUUGUAAUAAGCACUGCUCAUUGGAAGGGGUAUUCAGAGCACGGGUUGUAGAACCUUUUGGUCAGAAAGGUAUUCUGCUGUGAAAUAGAAUGACAAAA
Molecule: messenger RNA, 1175 nt
Organism: Strongylocentrotus purpuratus (purple sea urchin)
Lineage: Eukaryota; Metazoa; Echinodermata; Echinoidea; Camarodonta; Strongylocentrotidae
Product: ephrin type-B receptor 2
Exons: 3
Coding region: 192-1160 (322 amino acids)
Biological process (GO): axon guidance
Cellular component (GO): neuron projection
Molecular function (GO): protein binding; transmembrane-ephrin receptor activity
Source: RefSeq, a predicted model, not a curated record